This is a messenger RNA of Orbilia oligospora ATCC 24927, 1518 nucleotides long. RefSeq lists its product as uncharacterized. The record is from RefSeq and is a predicted model, not a curated record. Gene Ontology annotation, biological process: molybdopterin cofactor metabolic process. Gene Ontology annotation, molecular function: molybdenum cofactor sulfurtransferase activity. The transcript has 2 exons. Bases 1 to 1518 code for a protein of 505 amino acids. Lineage: Eukaryota; Fungi; Ascomycota; Orbiliomycetes; Orbiliales; Orbiliaceae.
AUGCGAUCGUAUUCAUCUAAAAUUGAGGAGAUUCGACAACGAGAAUAUGGGUACCUUAAUGGCGUCACAUACCUCGACCAUGCGGGCUGUACACUGUACCCGACCACCCUAAUGCACAAAUUCGCUCAAGACCUAAGCUCAAAUCUCUUUGGCAAUCCUCAUUCUGCCUCACCUUCAUCCAUGCUUUCAUCGGAUAGAGUCGAAACUGUUCGCUCUCGUGUCCUCAAGUUUUUCAACGCUUCACCAGAGCAUUUCGACCUCGUCUUCGUCGCAAAUGCGACCGCGGGCAUUAAGAUGGUUAUGGACGCAUUUAGAGAUAUAGAGGAUGGUUAUUGGUAUGGGUACCAUCGAGACUCUCAUACUAGUCUUGUUGGAGUUAGAGAGCAUUCGAAGGCAUCCCGCUGUUUUGCAACUGAUGAUCAAGUCGAGGAUUGGAUUGCAUCAACCUCGACAGCAGAAGAAGACUCGACCAUGAAGUUAUUUGCCUACCCUGCCCAGAGUAAUAUGAACGGUCGCCGGUCGCCCCUCAAGUGGUGUGGUCAAGUCCGAAAAAAUAAGCCGAAUACAUACACACUCCUCGAUGCUGCCGCUUAUUUGACCACCGGAUCCCUGGACUUGUCAAAUUUCCAAGACGCACCCGACUUUACCUGCAUGAGCUUCUACAAAAUCUUCGGCUUCCCGGACUUAGGCGCCUUAAUUGUUAGGAAGUCUUCCGCGGACAUCCUUACGAAGCGAAAGUAUUUUGGUGGCGGUACCGUAAAAAUGGUCCUGUCAAUCGAUACAGCUUGGCACUCAAAGAGACAAGAGGUGCACGAAUCCUUGGAAGACGGCACCCUUCCAUUCCAUAAUAUUGUAGCCCUGGGCCAUGCCAUUGAUGUCUACGCAGAACUUUAUGGGACCCCGAAACAAGUUUCAGCACAUGCAUCCGGCCUUGCCAAGGUUGCAUAUGAAAGGCUACUAAAUCUACGAUAUUCCAAUGGGGCACCAGUUUGUGAAAUUUACAAGGAUGAGAGAGCCUCAUACAACGAUUCGACAACACAAGGACCUACGGUGGCAUUUAACAUCCGUCAACCAGAUGGCUCAUGGGUUGGAAAAUCAAAGGUUGAGGAGGCUGCAAUUAAAAACAACAUUCACAUUCGAUCUGGCGGUGUAUGCAAUCCUGGUGGAGUUGCGAGUUUUCUGCAGUGGGAUUCUGUGGGAAUGAAAAAGAACUUUGAUGCUGGAAUGACUUGCGGUGACAAAAAUGAUCUCAUGGGCCCAGGGGGCAAGCCAACAGGUAUCGUUAGAAUCAGUCUCGGAGCCAUGAGCAGUAUGGGAGAUGUUGAAAAAUUCGUACAUUUCGUGGAACAGACCUAUGUGUAUGGCGGAGAAAUGAUCGGUAAUAUCCAGCCGAUAGCGAGGCUGAAGAGCGAGAUGCAGCCGCUGACAUCCGAUGUUCCUUCCCGGGUCGAAGAAAAGAGAAGAAUGCUGAAAAAUAUUUUCCGCAAUAUGACAGGUCGCAAUUAUGUUUCAACCUGA